Messenger RNA from Poeciliopsis prolifica (blackstripe livebearer), 3481 nucleotides. RefSeq names its product alkaline ceramidase 3 (gene acer3). The coding region runs from base 77 to 880 and encodes 267 amino acids. The record is from RefSeq and is a predicted model, not a curated record. The transcript has 11 exons. Gene Ontology annotation, cellular component: endoplasmic reticulum membrane. Gene Ontology annotation, biological process: phytosphingosine biosynthetic process; ceramide metabolic process. NCBI's taxonomy places the organism in Eukaryota, Metazoa, Chordata, Actinopteri, Cyprinodontiformes, Poeciliidae.
CGCAUUGCUCGCGCACGGCGCGCGCUACGAUGGGACGACAGACCCGUUAGUGCCCUCCGCUUCCUCCUCUUCCAUCAUGGCUCCCUCGAUAGACAGGCAGGGAUACUGGGGGCGGCCGACCUCGACGCUGGAAUGGUGCGAGGAGAAUUACGUCGUCUCCUUCUACAUCGCGGAGUUCUGGAACACUGUCAGCAACCUGAUCAUGAUUCUUCCUCCCAUAUAUGGAGCCGUCCAGACGUUCCGGGACGGCCUGGAGUUUCGCUAUAUCUGCUCGUUUCUUGGUCUUUCGGCCGUCGGUGUCGGCUCCUGGUGCUUCCACAUGACGCUGCUGUAUGAGAUGCAGCUGCUGGACGAGUUGCCGAUGAUUUACAGCACGUGUGUGUUUGUGUACUGUCUCUACGAGAGCUUCAAGCAAGAGAACAGCAUCGGCGUGUUUCCUAUUGUGCUGUUGAUCAUCUUCAGCGCCUCGGUCACAUUGGUGUACCUACAGUGGAAGGAGCCAGUGUUUCACCAGGUCAUGUAUGGUGUCCUGGUAGCUUGCCUGGUGAUGCGCUCUGUCUUCAUUGUUACAUGGGUGUACCCGUGGCUCAGGGGCCUGUGUUACACCUCUUUAGGGAUCUUCAUGUUAGGAUUCCUGCUGUGGAACAUCGACAACAUUUUCUGCGACUCUUUAAGAGCCAGUAGACAAGUGCUGCCCCCUGGUGUUGGAGUGGUGACACAGUUCCAUGCUUGGUGGCACAUUUUCACAGGUCUUGGCUCCUACCUGCACGUUCUCUUCAGCUUGCAGAUCAGAUCCACCUACCUCAAGCAUAGACCAAAAGUCAAGUUUCUGUGUGGCGUCUGGCCCACUUUGCACAUCGAACCACAGAAGACGAGCUGAAGUGAGAAGAUGAGGAGCAACUUAAGGACGGUGACUGCCGAACCGGGCGCUAUUGGCAGAAACCUGCCUGGUGUCACCUUGCUACUGCUGGGAACUUGGCCCACAGGCAAGCAGCUGGUGCACCACAGGGCACCAACUUAGGGGCCAUUUGGUUCUGAGCUGUGGAAAAUGACUAAGCAAAGUAUAACACUGAAUUAUUUCAAGAAACUGAAGAUUCUUUCCAUUGAUUAUAAUUGAUUAGAUUAGUAUGUUUAAGGAGAUAGGCACCAGUACCCCUUCGAACCCCACUUGGGUCAAGGGUGUGCAGAAAAUGGAUGGAUGGAUAGCAUGUUUAAGUUAUUUUUAAGUGGGUAGUUUCUUUUUUUUUCCCCUCUUCUACCAUUUUCAGUGAGUGAGUGAUGCAGCCUGCCAUUAUAUAAGGAGUUAUAAAAGUGUUGUUGUAAAAUUAGUUGAACAGCUGUAAUUAAUUCAGUUUAUGACCAAUCAAGUACAUAAUCAAAUAUGAGCCAGCAUAUAUUUAUGGCCCCAUUCAGACGAGAAAGUAUCAUUGCUUAGGCUUAGUUUCUUAAGAAGCUAAAUCAGUUCGUUGUGUAGUUUUUGAAAAAAAUCAAAUAAAACAAACUUAGAGUGGAAGUGACCGUGUUUUGAUCUAAUGAGGAAAGUAAAAAUGCAAAUUUUACUUGAAUUGUCCACAAAAUGACAUGCCAUAACUGGAAUUCAGAUGCAGUUUUUUUUUCUUCUUUUCUUUUUUAUCCUAAUUAACUUUAUUGCCAAAGUUGCACAUGUUCGCUUGUAUUUAGUUGUCAUCCAGUGUGUGAAAUGUAUUACUGGUUUACCUUGAAAUGUUUUAAUGAAAGCUUGUAACACUGAAUCUGUUGACCGUUACUGGUGCUGGAGUGAGAGGCAUUUUCCUCUCAACUACUGCUGCACACUGGCAGUCAGCAGGCUGAAAAGAGGCUCAUAAACUGUAUUCUUACUUGAUGAAAGGAGAAAUGGAAACAAUAACGUAUAGCUACAUACAGUUGCGUAUUAAUUUGGUAUGUUUGCUCCCAAUACCAAACCAAUCGUUUAAUAACGAUCGGCAGAUUCUGACGACACGUCACCCAAAAUGUGCAGUUUUAUCACUUCUCAGUAGCAAAUUUAUUCCAUUUUGAUAUGUCUUGUCGAUUAUUUCCAUCUGCUGACAGAGACAGACAGGAAGUUACUACAGCCUCUCUGUCUGUGAAUAUUAAUAUAGACAGAAAACCCAGAUCUGAUGAACAGGUUAGAGGAUGCAAACUAUGUUGCUGCACAUUACCUGCAUCACAUUCCUGGAGGUGCAGCUGGCAUAAAAUUCUUCAGGAACUCCAAAAACAGUAAUUUUUAACACUGCCAUGAUCAGGAAUAUGGAAUAUCUGGAACAUCCCUUGUGGAAAAUGAAUGAGGUGCAGUAAUUCAGCAGGAAAAGAGCUAAUUUUUCAUUAGCAAUGAGAUCAAGUUUUGCAUUUUACUCACUUUAUAUCAAUAAACUCAAAAGUUUUUAUACAGUUUAACUUUGGCCUGUGCUUAGUUACUAAGAUUUCUCUUUCAUCACAAGCCUGAGCAGCAUUCACUAAAAGAGAGACAGAAUGCAUCACUUUUAACAUCACAGACUGUGCUGCAUUUUAUUUCAAACAUUUAUUGCACUCUUUUCUGUUAUUUAUUGCUUUUAGUCAUCACAUAGCUCAGCCAGAUGACUGCACAGAGGAGUACGAGUAGUUCGCGAUUCGAACACUGGAUGGCGCACCUUUCCAGCUCAUGCGGUCUAAAACCUUCCUACUGUAGAACCGCGGGAAUCUUUGCUUCUGCUUUCAUGUCUCAGAUGAAGUGUUCAAUGAAGGGCUUUUGUGUUUUUUGUUUUUUUUUGGUACUGUGAAGCGGUGCAGACGCAUUAGCCUCAAAAACCUGCACAAGCUUGAAGCGAGCGAGUAUCUGGAAUAUGCACAUUUCAGCCAUUAGGAUCUGCGUUUGUGUAAUCUGAGGCAGCACACGACACAUCACUUCGUUCUUAGUAAUACACAAUGUAGUUGGGGUUUUUUCAGUGUACAAGCCCAGUGUUAAACAUCCACAAGCACAAUAUAUGAAACAUAAGUAUUAGCCUCCUCCAGGGGUCUUUGUGAAUCUCUGUGUUAUCUCGAAGUCACUGCUCAUCAGUAAGAACUGAGCAGAUCUCAAAGCGGGUGCCUUAUUGCUAUCACUGCAGUGUAACCCAAGUUGCCUUGACAUUUGUGAGAAACUUCUCAUUUCAUCCAAUGCAUUCGCCCUCUGGUGAUUAGCCACCGGCGCUUCAGAAGGACCAACGUUCGCGGCUUUAGGGUUAGGGGUUAGGUUUAGGUUAGGGUUAGGGUUAGGUUUAGGGUAGGGUUGGGGUAACCCUCUGUGCCUGACUCUUUGGCCUCCCAUCCAGGUCACUGUGUGUGGAGCCUCCACUCUGUUCCACGUACAUUUUGCCUGUAUAAAGAUCUCAUCCUGUAACAUUUUCUGUGUUUAUGGCCAGAACGCCAAACUCUGCCAACAGUUUUGUUGUAAUUUGAUCAGUCUUUGUUGAUGUCAAAUAAAGAACAUUGUGUCAAACUCUUGAAA